ACUUUGUUACUUACACCUUUUACUACUUACCUUCACUCUCAUAUCUUUUGCCAGUCAUGGUUCGAGAAACUAAAUUUUAUGAUCUUCUUGAUGUAUCGCCCAACGCCUCAGAAUCCGAUUUGAAAAAAGCCUACCGCAAAAAGGCUUUGCGGUUACAUCCAGAUAAAGGUGGAGAUCCUGAGUUGUUCAAGGAAGUGACACACGCAUAUGAAAUUUUAUCCGAUUCCGAGAAGAGAAGCGUUUAUGAUGCGAGAGGAGAAGCUGGGUUAUCAGAAGCUGGUGGCAUGGGUGGUAUGGACCCUCAAGAUUUAUUCAGUUCACUCUUUGGUGGGGGCGGGCUCUUCGGCGGAGGAGGAGGAAGCUCACGGGGAGGGCCUCGUAAAACCAAAGAUCUUGUUCAUCGGGUACACGUCACCCUCGAAGAUCUGUACAAGGGGAAAACCACGAAAUUGGCUCUCACACGGAACGUUAUCUGUUCAAAGUGCAAGGGCAAAGGUGGAAAGGAGGGCGCCACCAAGACUUGCAAUGGCUGUAAUGGUCGUGGUGUCAGAGUCACCUUGCGACAGAUGGGACCCAUGAUUCAACAGAUCCAGUCCGGUUGCGAUGAAUGUGGAGGCUCUGGCGAAACGAUAUCAGCAAAAGAUCGGUGCACACAGUGUAAAGGAAAGAAAGUCCUCCCAGAGAAGAAAUUCCUCGAGGUUCACAUUGAUAAGGGUAUGAAAGGCGGACAGACAAUUCAAUUUCGAGGUGAAAGCGAUCAGUCUCCAGGAGCUGAGACGGGAGACGUUGUCAUCGUCAUCGAGGAAAAGCCACACGAAAGAUUCAAGCGUCAAGAUAACGACCUUCUCAUUGACGUUGAGAUCGAUCUCCUCACUGCACUUGCUGGGGGUGAAUUUACCAUUAAACAUCUCGAUGAUCGUGCGCUACUGGUUAAAAUUGAACCCGGUGAAGUGAUAAAACAUGGCGAGCUGAAGGUCAUUCAUGGCCAGGGUAUGCCAUCUCAUCGACACCACGAACCAGGAAAUAUGUAUGUGAAGUUGAACGUCGUGUUUCCCGACUCCAUAGCUGUGGAAGCCAUACCACAUCUCGAGAAAGCACUUCCACCCCGGACACCACCUCAGACUUUCCCCCACAACAUUGUCGUCGAGGAGGUUUCCCUUCAGCAGAGCGAUUUACGCUCCACCCCCCGGGAAUAUCAGGACGAUGCAAUGGAUGAGGAUUCCGAGCCUCGCGUCCAAUGCGCAAAUCAAUAGAUUUUUCCAUGUGCGUUCCAUUUGGUCGUAGUUAUUUUAGAUUCUGUUGUAUCGUACUGCUUUUACUUCAUACAUAUAUCUACCACGU
Messenger RNA from Lentinula edodes (shiitake mushroom), 1341 nucleotides. RefSeq lists its product as uncharacterized. Gene Ontology annotation, molecular function: Hsp70 protein binding; ATP binding. Bases 57 to 1253 code for a protein of 398 amino acids. Gene Ontology annotation, cellular component: cytoplasm; cytosol; nucleus. The record is from RefSeq and is a predicted model, not a curated record. Lineage: Eukaryota; Fungi; Basidiomycota; Agaricomycetes; Agaricales; Omphalotaceae. The transcript has 6 exons. Gene Ontology annotation, biological process: protein refolding; response to heat.